Messenger RNA from Manduca sexta (tobacco hornworm), 7714 nucleotides. RefSeq lists its product as uncharacterized. The transcript has 7 exons. Gene Ontology annotation, molecular function: 5'-nucleotidase activity. Gene Ontology annotation, cellular component: plasma membrane. Bases 127 to 5361 code for a protein of 1744 amino acids. Gene Ontology annotation, biological process: AMP catabolic process. Lineage: Eukaryota; Metazoa; Arthropoda; Insecta; Lepidoptera; Sphingidae. The record is from RefSeq and is a predicted model, not a curated record.
AUGGGACUGAUGCGCGCGCGCAACUGAAAAUUCAUCUUUGAGUAGUUGAGCGCCAACUGUCACGCGGGGCGCACGACUCGCGCACUUCAAAAUUAUAACCUCGGGAAAAAACGUGCUAACUUAAACAUGAAAUUUCUGACAAAAAUAUUAACCGUGCUGGCCGCGGUGGCGAUAUCGUCGAGCAGCGUGGUGAGGUCCUCAGAUGGCAACUUCGAGCUACUAAUCCUGCACAACAAUGACAUGCACGCGAGGUUCGAGCAGACUUCACAACACAGCGGGUCCUGCACCAAGGCUGACAGAGAGGCGAAGAAAUGCUACGGAGGAUUCGCGAGGGUUGCCCAUGUAGUAAAAGAAGCGAGAGCAGCGGCAAAGUCUGGUGCGGGACCACCGGUUUUGUACCUCAAUGCUGGUGACACGUACACUGGUACUGCUUGGUUCACGAUAUACAAAUGGAGAAUAGCUGCGGAGUUCAUCAACGCUUUGCAACCCGACGCUGUUUCUCUCGGAAACCAAGAUUUGCAAAUUGGAUCGGAUGAUGUUCCACAAUACCUUAACGAUAUACAAAGUAAAAUACUGGCCAGCAACGUCAUCUUGAAAAACCAAAAUGUGGAUAAAUCAAUAAUCAUGGAUAUUAAUGGAGUUAAAGUGGGAAUUGUCGGUUACCUUACACCUGAUGCGAGUAUGUUAGACAGUUCUGGAGAUAUUGAGUAUAUUGACGAAGUUCUAGCUCUUAAAGAAGAAGUAUCUAAUUUACAGAAGUUCGAUGUUAAUAUUAUUAUUGCCUUAGGACAUUCCACUCUCAAUAAAGCUAAAGAAAUUGCAGCAGAUGUUGAUGGUAUAGAUCUAAUUAUAAAUGGUUACAAGAACAAAUUCUCAUGGAAUCGUAAUGACAUAGAAACAGAUUUACAAAAGGAGAUUACUGUCACUCAACCAUCUGGUAAACAAGUGCCAAUUGUACCUUCAACUGCAUACAGCAAAUAUCUCGGAAAGAUUUUGAUUAAAUUCGACACCGCUGGUGAAAUUGUUGAUCAUGAUGCCAAUGCAAUUCUGCUCGACUCAGCGAUACCUGAAGAUAACGAAGCUGUACAAAUUAAAACCAGAUACUUUGCGGAAAUGUUGACAAGAUCCAACGAAGUGAUCGGGAACACAGCGGUGGUACUUGAUGGCGAGACCUGUAAGACUGAAGAAUGUAAUUUAGGCAAUUUGAUUGCUGACUCUAUGAUGUAUUAUAACGCCCUAAGAUUUGUAGGCGAGGAUCCAUGGACAGAUGCACCAAUUGCUAUUAUUCAUGGAGGUGCUAUUAAAGCAUCUAUUGCACCAACAAACCGACCAGCGGCGGUAACAAGAGGAAAUUUAUUAACCGCUCUCCCUCUAGAAAGUAACGUAGUAGCUAUUACCGUGAACGGUACAAUUUUAAAUCAAGUACUCGAACAUUCCGUUAGUGACUACAACUUGGAAAACUCGUCAGGGCGUUUCCUCCAAUUUUCUGGUAUUCGUGUAGAAUACGAUUUGUCCCGUGAUCCUGGUUCGAGAGUAGUAAACGCAGUUGUUCGUUGUGGAAGAUGUACGGUACCGCAAUUUUUCGUCAUAGAUGAUUGGAGAUCAUACAAAAUACUCAUGCCAGUGGCUAUCGCAAACGGAGAAUUUGGAUACACCAUGUUUGGAGGUUUACCCAGAGAAAAUAAUGACUACGAUGAAGUUACUUGUACAGCGGAAUUUAUCCGUUUAAGGAGUCCAGUAUACCCUGAAAUAGCUAGUCGCAUAAUACUCAACAAUAUACCAUCGCUGGGCAAUCACGAGUUAGACAAUGGAGUUUCUGGAUUAACACCGUUCAUAAAAAAUGUGACAUGCCCCGUCCUGGCUGCAAAUCUUGACCUUAGCAAAGAAGCUGAUUUGGCUGCUGAGUCCAAUUUAAUGAAUUCAGUGAUCUUUGACAUAAAUGGAACUAAAAUUGGUAUUAUAGGAUACCUCACACCGGAUACAAAGGUUUUAGCUAUAAGAAAUAAUGUUGAAUACAUCGAAGAGGUUAAAGCUAUAAGAGAAGAAGUGAAAAACCUAAAAAAAGAAGGAGUUAAAAUAUUUAUUGCUCUGGGACAUUCUGGUUUUACUAAGGAUCUCCAAAUUGCUAAAGAGGUUGAAGAUAUUGAUCUAGUUAUUGGAGGCCAUACGAAUACUUUUCUUUGGAAUGGUCAAGUCCCUGAUAUAGAAGAACCUCAGGGACCGUACCCAACGCUUGUCAAACAAGCAUCUGGUAGAGUAGUUCCCGCAGUACAAGCUUACGCUUACACGAAAUAUUUAGGCAAACUACAAAUAACAUUCAACGCAGAUGGAGAAAUUACAAAAUUUGAUGGUAAUCCAAUUCUUUUAAACCACCUAAUUCCCGAAGAUCCUGAUGUUUUGGAAAUAGUCAAUCGAUAUCGGGGUGAUGUUAUGAAAAUAUCUGAAGUAGUUAUAGGAAACACAUCCGUCAUUUUGGACGCUAGAAUGUGUCGCUUACAGGAAUGCAAUAUAGGCAAUUUGAUAUGUGACGCUAUGAUUUACAAAUAUGUUACGUUAUAUAAGGGAGAAGGAUGGACGGAUGCUCCAAUAGCUAUCAUACAAGGAGGUGGUAUCAGAGCAUCUGUAGCUCAUUUAAAUAUGCCCUGUAAUGUAACUAAAGGCGAAUUAAUAACAGUCAUGCCUUUUGAUGGCAGCAUGGCGAAAGUGACAAUAAACGGCAGCGGUAUACUGACCAUGCUUGAACAUGCUGUUGCCAGUUAUAAUACUAUACGAGCACCAGGGCAGUUUUUGCAAAUAUCAGGCUUAAAAGUUGUGUACGAUUUCAAAAUGCCAUCAGGAAAACGAGUCCAGGACGUUUACGUGCGAUGUGGAAUGUGCGAAAUUCCUUCAUUUGCACCACUGAAUAAAACGCAAAAAUAUAAUAUAUUGAUGCCAUCGUUUAUAUCCCUCGGUGGUGAUGGAUUCUACUCUCUUGGAAACCACGAGUUCGACAACGGUGUGAGUGGAUUAACACCGUUUAUAGAAAAUUUAACGUGCCCUAUAGUUGCCGCGAAUCUCAUUUUGGACAAAGUUCCUGAAUUAGCUCAAACAGAAAAGCUCAAGAAGUCCGUCGUUCUUAACGUAAAUGAUAAGAAAAUAGGUAUAGUGGGAUAUUUGACACCAGAUACAAAAGUAUUAGCAGUCAAGAACGAUGUAGAGUAUAUUGAAGAGGUUGAAGCACUUAAUAUAGAAGUAAAAAGAUUGCAAAGCCAGGGAAUUAAAAUCAUUAUAGCACUAGGUCAUUCAGGAUACUUAAAAGAUUUGGAAAUUGCGAAAAAGGUAGAAGGCGUGGAUCUGGUUAUUGGGGGUCACACAAACACUUUUCUAUGGAACGGAACCAGCCCUGACUCGGAACACUCACAAGGCCCUUACCCUACAUACGUGACUCAAGCCUCGGGCAGAAGCGUGCCAGUAGUCCAAGCAUAUGCGUACACAAAGUAUUUAGGAAGACUGCAUAUGAUAUUCGACGAAGACGGAGAAAUAGCUUCUCUAGAUGGAGAACCUAUAUUACUUAACCAAGAUAUACCUCAAGAUCCAAACGUUUUACAUAUUAUAGAAAAAUAUAGAGCGGGCAUUUUGAACUCUACCGAAGAAAUACUUGGAAAUACGUCCGUAAUCCUUGAUGGUCAAUCAUGCAUGAUUAAAGAAUGUAAUCUGGGUAACAUGAUAACCGAUGCUAUGGUAUUCCAGUAUGCAACGAAUUACCGAGGCGAGCACUGGACUGAUGCUCCUAUCGCUAUCAUGCAAGGCGGCGGCAUUAGGUCAUCUGUAGCACACGCGAUAAUGCCUUCGAAUAUAACCAAAGGUGACUUGUUGGCGAUAAUGCCAUUCGACGGUAGUUUGGUUACAGUCACAAUGAACGGUUCAGUACUCUUACAAAUGCUAGAACAUUCUUCUCUUGGAAACCACGAAUUUGAUGAAGCAAUUGAAGGGCUCAUACCGUUCAUCAGAAACGUCACCACACCGGUCUUGGCAGCUAACCUCAUCUUAAACAAAGUUCCUGAACUACAAAAUGAAAGUAAUCUACACAGAUCUAUUAUAAUAAUAAAAAAUGGCGUAAAAAUAGGUAUUAUAGGAUAUCUGACACCACAAACCAAAUACCUAGUAUUCAAAAAUGAUGUUGAAUACGAAGACGAAGUAAUCGCUUUAAAAAGAGAAGUAAAACAGCUAAAACAUAAAGGUGUCAAUAUUCUUAUAGCGUUAGGACAUUCCGGAUUCGAAGAAGACUUAAUAAUAGCAAAAGAAGUUGAAGACAUCGACUUAGUGAUUGGAGGGCAUUCUAAUACAUUCCUUUGGAACGAUAUAGUGACCGACGAAAUAACAGAGCCUAUCUCAGGGCCGUACCCGACUGUCGUGCGCCAAGCGUCAGGACGGUUAGUGCGCGUUGUACAGGCUUAUGCAUACACAAAGUAUUUGGGAAAACUGCAUUUAAUAUUCGAUUCCGACGGCGAAAUAAUCGAAUGCGAUGGGACACCGUUGUUAUUAGACCAAGAAGUACCUAGGGAUCCAGAAUUAAUGAAAAUUGUUAACAAGUAUCGCGUUGAGGUAGAACGCAUAAGCAACGAAGUGGUCGGGUCAUCCCAAGUAUUUCUAGAUGGUAAAACUUGCCGCUUACAAGAAUGCAACUUAGGAGACCUUAUAACAACAGCUAUGCUUAAUUACACUCAAGAGAAUCAUCUAUCUAAUGUAAACAUAGCCAUAAUUGCAGGGGGAAGAAUAAGAUCAUCAAUCAGCCAUCCACAAACACCAUUUAGUUUAACAAGAGGAGAAUGGAUGACUGUCCUGCCCUUUUCAGACGUUUUGACAAUUGUCACUAUGAACGGAAGUACGUUGAGAGAAGGUUUAGAACAUUCUGUGUCGGAAUGGAAUCCUGUGGAUAGCAAAGGUCAGUUCCUACAAUUUUCUGGUAUAGAAGUAGUUUAUGAUUUAGAAAAACCUCCGGGCUCGCGUGUAGUCAAAGCUAAAGCUGUGUGUUCAAACUGCGGGCAGUUCAAACCGGUCGAUGUAAAAGAUUAUUAUGAAUACGAAGUUUUAAUGCCAAGUUUUCUAGCGCAAAGGGGGGAUGGAUUCACGAUGUUCGAUGGUCUACCAGACUGGCCACUAACUUACAAUGAGCUAGAAUGCGUAUUAUAUUACGUGAACAAAUACAGCCCGAUAAACCAAACCAGAAAUGGACGAAUAACUUUGUUGAAUGAAGACAAAGCAAGAAAGAGGUUUUCUUAUGACGCUCGCAACGCACCAUCUUCUUCAAUACGCGUUUUUAAUACCAAAGCGAAGUAUGUCGUUUGGGUGGCUGCAUUGUUAUUGAUACGAAAUAUUUAGGUCAAUUAUAUAGUAUUUUCAUUAGUUUUAGUAAAUAUACGUAGGUACAAAGUACAAGCAUCGCAGUAUAAAUCUUAUACAGAGUGGCUAGACACUAUAAACAUUGUUAUAUAGUUAAUUGUAGAUACAUAUUAUUACUGUUAAUAUAUUAACCAAAUUCUUUGAAUAAGUAUACGUUUUUAUUGUUUUUAUUUUAAAGGACGUUAAUUUGAGUAUAAAUAUGAUAGAUGAACUAAGUAAAAUUGUUCGCAUUAUUUAUUUUAUCCAUACUAUAUAUUUGUCUCCUUAUUAUGGGGACUAUAAACUCAUGUAGUCUUUGCAAGAACUUUAUAAAUACAUCUAUAUUACCAAAGCAAAGAGAAAUAAAAGACAAUAUAUACAAUAAUAGAAUUUAAUUAAAAUAUCAAACGUUUACAAACAAGACAUAAUGAUUUCCAUUAAAGAACUAGAUUACAAAGUAAAAAGAUUGAGUAUUAAUCAUAUAAUAUGUAAAAGACGAUAUAAAAAGCAAGCUUAUAAAAUAAUUAUUGAUUAAUUAUAUUCAGAUGCAAGCGGAAUAAUAUUGGCCUUGUAAUAAAUUCCGUUUUUUUUAAAUAAACUGUUUUUAGUAGGUAACAUUGCCAUAGAUAUCUAAGAUUUUGUGGCACUAAAUAAAACAUGUAUUCCAAUAUGAAAUCACGCAAAAUAAUUCGAAAAACUAUUCAUAUGCUACCACGAUAAGAAUAUUGACAUUCCGUCUAAAUUUAAACUGACUUCAGGUGACUAGGUGAUUCCUUAACAAAAACUAAGCAAUUACUAAAAGCAUAAACAAUGGACUGAAUAGUUAUAAAAUUGACCAAUGUGCAGAAAGAGACGACCGAACGUCCAAUAUGUUACUGACGUAAUUGUAAUAAAGACGCGUUUGUAUACAUUAUUCCUGUAAGAUCAGAACCAAUCAAGAUGCAACCGAAUAAGGCAGGUUUGAUAAUUUUGUCUCUUUCACACUUUUUCGCCUAUUCAAUUGAUGGCUGGAUAAAAAUCAAUUGUGUCUUUGUAUUGAGUUACAAACAUAAAUUAUAGUGUAAAGUUAGUGCGAGUUAAUGCUGUCCAGAAUUUUGGAUAUAUUUUAUCAAGCUGUUGCACAUAUUCACUUAAAAAUAUUCAUUAAAAUCAACACAAAUCAAGGCACAUCGAAUACUAUAGUUAUACCUUUUCGUAACUUUCCGAUUCUCUUAUCUCAAAAUAUAUAAUUUAAGCAAUAUAAAACACUAAUUUGUGAUAUAGCAAUAAGUUUACUAUUUUACAAGUUACUAAUUAAAAAAAUAUUUCUAAACAAACGAUUUUACGAAGAAAACAUAUUUGGAUUUAUCAUAACCCAUAGCUAUUUUAAUUUGAAAAUCUAAAAUUUUUUUUAGAUAAGAAAUUGAGAAAGAAAGAUCACGAUAUGACAUUAUAAUAAUUCUAAAAUAGUACGUACUUAAAAUAAUACGGUCUUAAUACUUAACAAUGGUUUGAUGAAAAUAAAAUACGAAAAUUUAAUCCAAACUUUGGAAGCACGCUGUUAGGAACAAUUUUGUUAAUUUCAACAUUCAAACUUACUAAUAAACACUUUGUACCAAUUAUUAACCUAAAAAAUAUUUCGACCAUUGGUUUCAACUCAAACUCUAGUAUUAUAGUGACAUAACGUAUAAUAAUGAGUAAUUCCGUCUAAGAAUUACAUUAAAUAUAAAAGGAAAAACUUAAAGGCCAACGCGAUUACAUCGAUUUUUUAUCUUUAUAAAACAGUUGAACUAUCUUGCUAUUUUUAAUGCUGUUUUAUAAUACGCUAUAAACAACCGUUGUUAAUAAAUUAUCCCAAUGUCAAUCUUCAAUCCGAUUCCGAGAAGGAACCAAUCAAAAUAACUCAUUUGCAAGUAUGUCAAAAUGCUUUAUUCUGAUUGGUCAAGUCUCGAGAUCGCUUGAAACAAGCGAUUGGGAUCGUUCACUGAAAUUGCAGUUAUUCGAGCUUGUCAAGAGAUAAUAUUUAUAAUUAAAUCUCGUGAAAGAUUAGUUAAUUACAGGGCAAUACAAUUGUUGGUAGGAAAAAUAGAUUCUAAAUAUUUUUGUUAGGGUAACGGGUAUGUCGCAGCUAAUAAACAUAAAUUUCAAAUUGCGUUUCGAAACGUAGCGUUAAUUGUAAAACAAAUUGGUUGAAAAAUGUGAUUGUAACAUUAAUACUUUAGCAUUAAUAUAUUAACUGUAUCGUUAUAUGGAUACAUCAAUAUGAACCGUAACCUGGUAUCUAUAAAGUCAGCUUUCGCUAUGCUACAGCAUACAAAGUUUAUACCCAUAUCAAUAUGUACCACCCGUCUUCAAUAAAUAACCGUUCGGUUUU